Fraxinus pennsylvanica is the source of this 840-nucleotide messenger RNA. The record is from the annotation of a GenBank genome assembly. Lineage: Eukaryota; Viridiplantae; Streptophyta; Magnoliopsida; Lamiales; Oleaceae.
AUGAGCAAGUUGAAUUGGUUCAUUCCUUCUCGCCUUUCCGUUUCAUCUAGACCAUCAGCAAGUGACGCUUAUUCCGUUGGUUUAGUCAAAUAUCGUGAUGCAUACCCGUUUGGUGUCGAUCCAAGUUGGCGUGGAAGUCGUUCUGAGCUACCUUUCUUGAAUUCACUCAAGAUGAAGAUGUCUAUUUUGUUAGGGGUGGUGCAGAUGAACCUAGGAAUCGUACUAAGUUAUUUCAAUGCACGUUACUUUGGCAACUCACUUGAUAUUAAGUAUCAGUUUGUGCCACAGAUGAUCUUUCUUAACAGCCUUUUUGGAUAUCUUUCUCUUCUCAUCAUUAUCAAAUGGUGUACUGGUUCUCAAGCAGACCUGUACCACGUGAUGAUUUACACGUUCUUAAGUCCUUCUGAGGAUCUGCAUGAUAAUCAGCUAUUCUGGGGUCAGAGUGUAGUUCAGGUCAUAUUGUUAUUUUCAGCAGUUAUUGCUGUUCCCUGGAUGCUCUUCCCCAAACCUUUUAUUUUGAAGAGACUUCACACUGAGUUUACUGCAUCAUAUCUUCGGCCGUGGGCUUUGAGUUUGGCCCACUCAGAAUUAUCAACCGUUUUCUAUGAAAAAGUUCUCCUCCUUGCCUGGGGGUACGACAAUAUCGUCAUACGAUUGAUUGGUCUGGCAGUUUUUGCUUUCGCUACAGCUUUUAUACUACUAAUGAUGGAAAGUCUCCGUGCUUUCCUGCAUGCAUUGCGUCUCCAUUGGGUUGAAUUUCAGAACAAGUUCUACAAUGGCGAUGGCUACAAAUUUAGGCCAUUUUCCUUUGCUUUAUUAACUGACGAUGAAGACUACUAG